AUGGGCAAAAAGCGGCCCACCACUCCCAAGCCACCACGGCCCGCCCGAGUCCUGGAAGUGCCAGGGCUGAAGCCCAAGGCCUCCGCAGUUCAAGCGGAACCUGCUGAGCCUGAGCAGCCGGUGAAGGCUGCUGCACCCAACAAAAAGCGCAAGAAGGGCAAGGCAAACAAGGCCUCUGGCGAUGAGAUGCCGGAGGCUGCAGAAGAGCCCCAGGAGCCAGCGGCUUCUGUGGCCGAUGCUCCAGAGGAACGCCCUGCACCACGCGUGCUGCACAUACCAGGCAAAGCAAGUCGUGGAUCCGAGAAGCGCCGAUUCAUGUCGGACAAAGUCUCCAGCAUUCGCUCGAAGCCUCAGGAACCCAAGCAGAAGGUACGCAGGGGAAAGGGUGGCCCUGACCAAGAGGACUCCGCAGAGUUCAAGAAGGCUCUGAAAGAUGUCCUGAAUUUCGUCAUGCCUCAGCUGGGGAAGUCCGAGCGGAUCCAGUACGAAAAG
This is a messenger RNA of Symbiodinium pilosum, 492 nucleotides long. The record is from the annotation of a GenBank genome assembly. Lineage: Eukaryota; Dinophyceae; Suessiales; Symbiodiniaceae.